Amborella trichopoda is the source of this 4420-nucleotide messenger RNA. The record is from RefSeq and is a predicted model, not a curated record. Lineage: Eukaryota; Viridiplantae; Streptophyta; Magnoliopsida; Amborellales; Amborellaceae.
GGCCAAUUAAGAAGGCAUGCUUAGUAGUUCAGACAUUCCUUUCCCCAUUGCAGUGGAGCUCCAUGCCUCGCCUGAAAACCCUAAAUGUCGCAUUGGAACUCCCAUUAAAAACCCUAAUUUCUUGCACCUCAAGCUCGAGUUUGCUCUGUAAUGGUCAGGUGAAGGUUUGAAAGAUUUUCGUGGAGUCAAAUGCGUGAGUUUUGAUCCUAAAGGGACGAAUUGACAUGGAUCACUGAGUAGAAUGCAGAAAUGUUGUCCUCCACAAGGUUUGGCGCUGUGUUCUUGCCAAGACGGGCCACUGUUCUUUCGAGUGUUCAGUUUAGUUUUGGGAACUCUGCUGAGGUUUUGCCUUGCUCAACAAAUGAAUGUGAUGAAUUCUUGCCAUGGUUGGAGAGGAAGGCAGGCAUUGAAGUUGCCUUGGUGCUUUCUAUAGGAAGUUCAGCUCAUGGAAGGUCACUAUUUGCUUCAAGGCUUAUACGUUCUGGAGAUUACAUCUUGAAGAUUCCUUACAGCUCUCAAUUAAGAUCAGAUAAGAUCCUGCCAGAAAUUCAGCGUUUCUUGGGUUAUGAUACAAGCAGCCAUACUCGACUUGCUUUGCGUAUUUUGUUUGAAGAAAAUCUGGGCCAGGCAUCUGAAUGGGAGCCAUAUAUAAGUUGUCUCCCUCAAAUGGGUAUGCUUCAUAGCACGGUAUUCUGGAGUAAAGAUGAACUUGAUAUGGUUCGGUGUAGUCCAGAGUAUCAAGAGACUAUCCAUCACAAGGCUUGCAUAGAGAAGGAUUUCAUAGCUGUCCAACAGGCUCUUGGGCACCUCCCCCAUUACUUCAGAGAUGUGACCUUAGAGAAAUUUAUGCAUGCAUAUGCUUUAGUCGAAUCACGCGCUUGGGGAACAUCAUCCAAAGAACUUUCUCUGACUUUCUAAAUCAUGAUGGAUGGUCUGAGGGAACCUUACUCAGCAAUGAGGAUAAAGAAAUAUCAGAGGUUAUUGCCGAUCAGGACUAUGCUGUUGGUGAAGAGGUCAAUGACAAGUUUAGAUGGAUAUGAAAACAAGCAGUCAGUGUAGGAGGCCGCUGACGAAAGGUUUUUAUUUCAGGUUUUAAUAAGUUAUGGCAAAUUUUCAAAUGCCUGGCUCUUACUCGACUAUGGUUUUACACUUCCAUAUAACACUCAUGACCAGUUUCAGAUUUUCUAGAGAAUCCAAAUAACAAAAAUUGCUACCAGGUUCAGAUUUGGUUUGGGAUGUCCCAGUCUGAGCCCUUUUACGAAAUGAAAUUGGAGCUUUUGGAUAAACACCAAAUAGCAGCUACAGAUGAUGCAAAUGGAACUGAGACAGUUGGGAAUCAUUUUACAAUUCGGUAAAUGGAUUUCGAAACUGCCUGAUGUUGAAGAAUCAGUGCAUUAGGGAUGAAAUGUCACUCGAACUCAGAGCUAGGUGGUUCUUCUUGAAAUGUGUUGAGGUGCAGCAAUUGACUGGGCAUCCAGGGGUAAGCACUUGUUCAGUCCAGGCGAAGAGAUUUCAUUUUUCUGUGGUACUCAUUUCUUGUAGUUUAUUAUUGAAUUAUGUACCUUCUUUUCUUUUUACCACUGAGUACCCAUCUACUCAUCCUUCUCUUUCUUUUAUAUUACUUAUUUGUUUCAAAUAAAUCUCAUUGUUUAAAAUAUAAUGGAUGUGAACAUCUCAAUCUUUAUGUUAAGAAAUUAAAAAAGAAAAAAAAAAGUUGAAAAGUAUGAAACUUUGAAAUAAAUGUAUCGAAAACAAGUUUGAAACUUGGAUUGUGAACCGGGCCACUAUUGGGUAGUAACUAAGCUCAUAUGCAGCUCACAAUGACUCGGGGUCUAGGCCAGGUUGGGAUUGGUUUUAAGAUUUUUGAUCUGUAGCUAACAGCUAGGCUUGGACCCCAGUGAUAUUGAACCAUGAUAAGCUCAGAUGAUUCUUGGUCGAGGCUUUUAUCUUAUAGAUUGGACCUAGCCGCUUUUGGACUUUGGUAUUGAGAAGUCAGGUGCACGCAUUGUUGGAGUAGUGUGUGAGCUAACAUUAGGAAGCAUCAUGUACUCAAAAAAAUAAAAAUGCCUAGUAUUCUAACAUUUUUUGUAAUAAGAAUUAAAAAGAACGACAGCCUUGUUGAUGGGUAGAGGUACCACAAACAUGCCUUUAAUAGACUUUGGUGAGAGCCAAUCUCUUCCAGAAUUGUAGGAACACUUAAAUGUGUGUUGUUGGACGGUUAUUGGUUACGCUUCCAUGCAAGAAAGAUCUCGCAAGAUCUGUAGGAAGUAGAAUGACAAUUAUAGACAACAUAAGAGAGUGCUUCUGUUCAAAAAUGAUAUUUGGUCAGGUGUGAGGGCAGGAAAACAGAUGAAGAAUAUCAUUUGCUCUAAUAUAGGCUUGGAAGUUAUUGGAAACAUAUCCCUCCUCAGUCUGAUCUAAAAAUUUUGUUUUAUGCUUUUCUCAAAUGGUUCCAUCAUGGUUUGAUACUUUUUGAAGAUGUAAGCACAUCAUACUCGUGUUUGAGAAAAUAGACCCAUAGAUUCUUUGAAAUUUUAUUAAUGAAUGUGAUAUAGUAGUAGUAGACUGUUUGACACAAUAGAAACAAGGCCCUAGACACCAAAGUGCAGUAAAGAGAAAGGCUUGAUGCUUUUCUUAUUGUGGUAAAAGGAGAACCGGUGUGUUUUGCCAACUUGCACCUCUCACAAUUAUCCUCUUUAUAAACAAAUUUUUUGAUAACACUGCAUGCAAAAGUACAUAGUUUAGAAGAGAGGGUGUCAUCUGCGAGUGAAGUUUUCUUGCCCACAAUGUCAACUGCAACGAAGGUUGUUGGAUUGGUUACGUUCAUGAGAAUGGAGUAUGGGAACAUUCUAUCAGCCUUAGGGUGUUGUCAACAUCCAUCGAUCAGCAUUUUGAGUAUUCUUGCAAUAGUUCCAAAGGGCCCAGUUUGCAACAAACAGUGGUGUUUUCUUUCCGCUUGCAUGAGCUUAGGACUAGUAGGAAUAGCCAAACCACAUCACUGACAUCCUGUGGGAUAGCUUUGUCGACACACAAGUUUUUCCACCAAGGAGAUCAGAGGGCAUCAUCAAGAGAUAGAGUAGGAGUCUAAUGACGAAUAGAUGCUCAUGCAUAGCCCCACAAAAAGAAGAAAUAACUGAGACUGGCAUUGUGCUUUAGCGGAAACCUCACUUGCCUCAACAGGGAACACAAUCUAUAUUGAUUCUGCAUAUCCAUCUCACUUUGUAUGCCUGCAAAACUGUUCAAGUUGUCUUAAAUGGAUAGCCGAGGCUUUCAUCUUAUAGGCUGGGCCUAGCAGACUUCAACCAAGCCACUUUUGGGCUCAGUUUUAAUAAUAACGAUUAAACAAACAACAAUCUUGUUGAUGGUUAGAGGUAUAACAAACAUGCAUUCAAUGAACGUAGGUGUGAGCUAAUUUCUUUCAGAAUUGUAGGAAUGCUUAAAUGUGAGUUGUCAGGUGGUUAUUAGCUAUGCUUCCAUGCAAGCUAGAUAUUGCAACAUCUGUAGAAGUAGAAUGAAAAUUAUAGACAAAUUAAGAGAGUGCUUCAGUCCGAAAUGCUCUGGAGAGUGGGAGUUCACAAGAGAAUGAGUGAUUUCAGGUGUAUUUCAAUGUUUUCUUUCACCAAGCCCAUUUGGUCAGGUAUGAGGGUAGGAAAACAGGUGACGUAUAUCGUUUGCGAUCCAAGGCUUCACACCUGGAUCCUCAGAAAAUCCUUGAAUUUCUUUCAAUCCAUAUUACCCAGAUGGUUGCUGCCAUGGAGGUUUUCCAAAGGAGCCUGCCUGCCCAAUGAGAAUCCAAGGAGAGACUCAGGAGUGCCAGAAGAGAAGCAGGUGUAACCUAGGAGAGGCCGAAGAGGUGAAGGAGUCGGCUCCAAGAUUGAAAGCAAGGCUGCAAUGAAUAAAGAGUGAAGUAAGAUCUGCUAGAGGAUGGGGAAGGGGCAUCCCACUCUCUCUGCGUGCUUUUGCUCGUGUUAUGACUGCUACUUGAUGCCAGGAGUUGGAAGAUUUGGUGAGAGAAGCUGCUCAAAAUGAUGGAUGGCUUGCUCGGCGCCCGUUGAUGAAUAAGAUCAAGGAGAUUGAAGCCCAUCAAAUGUUACUUGAAGAAUCGAGACUCUGAUGCAGGGAUAUUCUCCCUGCAUUUUGUUGAAGAAUACGUGUACUGAGAACAGCCAACUUGAAACGCGGAGAAAGAUGGCAAUCGAUUUUCUUUCAGGAGAGCUGCGAGGUCUUCGAUCAGCAUCCAUGUGGUUGAAGAAUUAUCGCACCAGCUUAUCUGGGGGUUAGCCACUAUGGAAGCUUGAUUGAGUUUUGCUCUUCACCUAAAAAGGGUUUCAUUCUUUCCCUGCAAAAAUGCCUAUCUAUUCUCCUCAAUGUGAUUACAUAUUAUAUUGAAAAAAGAAAAAAUGAACGCCAUUUUGUCAUC